AUGUCUUCAGCAGAGCCAUACACACCACCACCCCUUCCAUCGCCGUUCACCAACACAACCCCACCACCGCAGCUACUCACCCAAGGGGCCGAAGCGCAUCUGUACAAGACAGUGUUCCUCUCCCCCUCCACCCCGGCCGCUCUGAAAGUCCGCCCUUCAAAACCCUACCGCCAUCCGAUCCUCGACCGGCGUCUCACGCGCCAGCGCAUCCUACAGGAAGCACGAUGCUUGGUGAAACUCGUCCGGGAAGGCGUCAAUGUCCCCGCCGUGCUGGCGCUGGAUUGGGAGGGCCAGAACACAGAGAAGGGCUUCGGCGGAGCGUGGCUGAUGAUGGAGUGGGUUGAGGGAUUGGUGGUGCGAGUCGUGCUGGAGCGAUGGGAGAGAUGGAUGAAACGGAACCAGGGUAGCUCGGGUGCAGAGGAGCUCAAGGAGGAAGAGAAUUGGGUGCGCGAUCUGUUGAGGAGAAUCGGUCGCGCCGUUGGAGCACUGCAUAAGGCUGGCGUUAUCCAUGGCGAUCUGACGACGAGUAACCUCAUCCUACGACCGCCAGGCCAUGUGGGGGAGCAAGCGGAUACGGGCGAGAGCAGUCCUUCGAUGGAAGGAGAUGUGGUACUGAUUGAUUUCGGCCUGGCGAGCCAGAGCUUGCAGGAUGAGGAUCGAGCUGUCGAUCUGUAUGUGCUGGAGAGGGCAUUUGGCAGCACGCAUCCCCGCACCGAGCCAUUCUUCGAGGAAGUCCUGAAUGGAUACCGGGAGAGUUACAAGGGCGCUAGCUCUGCACUGAAACGCUUAGAGGAUGUGCGCAUGAGAGGUCGCAAGAGAAGUAUGAUCGGAUGA
Molecule: messenger RNA, 834 nt
Organism: Aspergillus clavatus NRRL 1
Lineage: Eukaryota; Fungi; Ascomycota; Eurotiomycetes; Eurotiales; Aspergillaceae
Gene: bud32
Product: serine/threonine protein kinase BUD32
Exons: 1
Coding region: 1-834 (277 amino acids)
Biological process (GO): protein phosphorylation
Cellular component (GO): nucleus; cytosol; EKC/KEOPS complex
Molecular function (GO): protein serine/threonine kinase activity; ATP binding
Source: RefSeq, a predicted model, not a curated record